Molecule: messenger RNA, 2462 nt
Organism: Rubroshorea leprosula
Lineage: Eukaryota; Viridiplantae; Streptophyta; Magnoliopsida; Malvales; Dipterocarpaceae
Source: the annotation of a GenBank genome assembly
AAGUAAUAGAUUCCAGGGACACAUUCCUGAAGAGCUGGGAGAACUCAAUUCACUUCAUUUGCUAAACUUGUCUAACAACAGUCUCACUGGUCAAAUUCCAUCGUCUUUGGGGAAAAUAACAGAGCUUGAAUCACUAGAUCUCUAUCAGACAAGCUUGAUGGUAGGAUUCCUGAGGAGCUGACAAGUUUGACAUUCCUUUCAGUUUUGAAGCUUUCACACAACAAACUUGAAGGUGACAUUCCUCAAGGGAAGCAGUUCAAUACUUUCUCAAAUGAUUCCUACAUUGGGAACACUGCGUUGUGUGGGUUUCCAUUGACAAAGAAAUGCCACAAUGAGGAAAAACCAGGAGCACCUCCAUCAAAAUUUGAUGAAGAAGGCGACUCUGCGGCACUCUUUGAGUCGAAGUUUGCAUUGGCGGCCUAUGGGUGUGGACUGGUAUUGGGACUUAGUCCAGGAUACAUUGUCUUCACUACAGGAAAACCGUGGCGGGAGGUGAAGAAGGUGGAGAAAUAUCAAGAGAAAUUUGUUGGAAGAUGGAUCUGCAGGCGUAAGAACAGAAAAACCCAAAAAACAUAACCAACGCUCUUAGAAGCUGCAGGCAGUUGGCUUUGUGUCUUCCUCCAAGAAGAUCUGAAAAAAAACAAUGUGUGCAUGAACUUUAAUUUGUUGGCUGCAGAAGCUGCAGGCAGUUGCCCUUUCUUUCUGAGCUUGUUAUGCCCUUCUAAUGCUCAAGAUCCGACCCGACCUGUCCUCGAGUUGUUGGUUUUUAACGAGAUUAGGGUAGUGGCCGUCGGCACUUAUAAGGGGUAUCUGUCGGUUUAUUCUUUGUCAGGUUCUCUGAUUCAUAGACAGUCCAUGAAAGGUGGAACUAAAGAUGAUCCAAAGACACAUCCUCAGAGGAGGUUUCUCUUAUCAUGGCUGAAGUACUUGUUUGUUCUGUUGACUCUGAUAUUCAGCUACCGAAUUUGCUGCCAAAGCCAAAGAGUAAUUGUUGAAAGAGUGUAUUUCAACAAAGCAAUCACUGGAAUAAAUGCCUCCUCCAUUGAUGUAACUCUAGGAGAUGAUGCUGUGAUCUUAGCUUUCAGAUUCCAGGGACACAUUCCUGAAGAGCUGGGCGCACUCAAUUCACAUCAUUUGCUAAACUUGUCUCACAACAGUCUCACUCGUCAAAUUCCAUCGUCUUUGGGGAAAAUAACAGAGCUUGAAUCACUAGAUCUCUCAUCAAACAAGCUUGAUGGUAGGAUUCCUGAGGAGCUGACAAGUUUGACAUUCCUUUCAGUUUUGAAGCUUUCACACAACAAACUUGAAGGUGACAUUCCUCAAGGGAAGCAGUUCAAUACUUUCUCAAAUGAUUCCUACAUUGUGAACUCUGGGUUGUGUGGAUUUCCAUUGACAAAGAAAUGCCACAAAGAGGAAGAACCAGGAGCACCUCCAUCAAAAUUUGAUGAAGAAGGUGACUCUGCGGCACUCUUUGAGUGGAAGUUUACAUUGGUGGGAUAUGGGUGUGGACUGGUAUUGAGACUUAGUCUGGGAUACAUUGUGUUCACAACAGGAACACUAUGGUGGGUGAUGAAGAAGGUGGAGAAAUAUCAACAGAAAUUUGUUGGAAGGUGCACCCGCAGGCAAAAGAAGAGGAAAACCCAAAAACACAACCAACGCUCUUAGGUUUUCAAGAGCUUUUAAUUAUUGGGAAAAAGUGUCAAGAUACAAUAAGCAGUAAAUUGGCUGGUAUUAUACAUCAUUACCAGAGACAGUGCAGACUAUAUAAUGAUGGAUAGAAGCUGGUUUUUGUUUAUCUUCCUUCCGAAUGUCCCACGUUAUUUUCUCUGAGUUUUCAUUCACCUGCCCUUACUUAUUGACUAUUCUUUUUAACAGGAAAUUGAAACUCAGUUUCUACCAUUAGCAGUUAAUCUUUACCAAUGAGUAGAGUACAAUAUUGAAUGCUGGAAGAAUAAGUAAACAGAUAGCUGUGGACUCCAAAACUGGACAUCUCAACAAUUUCAUCAAGUGAAGGUCCCAAUCCAGGUUACUUCAUUUGCAUUUCUCUGACUAAUUACAAUCUCCAUCUGUUUUCUCUACUUUUUAACAUAAGAACAAUGAUAUGUCAAAACUUUUCUUUUCCUGCAUUGUGGAUCCAUUAUGUUGGUGAUGCUGUGGGAAGACCAAAUGAUGAGCAAUGCCCAUGCAAAAUUUGCAGAGGCAGUAGGAUUGAAAUUUUUUGUCCCUGGAGAAUAUUUUAGUGCGUAGAGUUGUUACAAGUAGCAGUUCCUAGUGCAUAAUAUAUCAUAUGUUCGUCACUUACCUCUUCUUAGACAAUGCUUUCUAUCAUCCUCCCAUAUUUAUCGUUUCUGGGCAAUUAAGGAAAUUCUUAAUUAGUCCAAAAUUCAAGCAAUAAAUGCACUAAAACAUUCUAAAGAAAGAAAAGCAAAUGAUUGAAAAAGAAAUAAAAUUAUUGUAAUUAU